Aspergillus wentii DTO 134E9 is the source of this 1410-nucleotide messenger RNA. It is a transcript of the gene rvb2, whose product is annotated as RuvB family ATP-dependent DNA helicase reptin. The coding region runs from base 1 to 1410 and encodes 469 amino acids. NCBI's taxonomy places the organism in Eukaryota, Fungi, Ascomycota, Eurotiomycetes, Eurotiales, Aspergillaceae. Gene Ontology annotation, cellular component: Swr1 complex; Ino80 complex; NuA4 histone acetyltransferase complex. Gene Ontology annotation, biological process: box C/D snoRNP assembly; chromatin remodeling; regulation of transcription by RNA polymerase II. Gene Ontology annotation, molecular function: DNA helicase activity; ATP binding; ATP hydrolysis activity. The transcript has 3 exons. The record is from RefSeq and is a predicted model, not a curated record.
AUGGCUGCGCCAAUUUCCACGGUCGCGGAGACCAAGGAGCUCCGGGGACUGAACCUCAUCGCUGCUCAUUCGCAUAUCCGGGGACUUGGUGUCGAUGCCGAUUCUUUACAGCCAAGAACUUCCUCUCAGGGGCUCGUGGGCCAGGAAAAGGCACGGAAGGCUGCGGCUGUAAUUUUGCAGAUGGUUAAAGAGGGCAAGAUCGCUGGACGCGCGGUCUUGAUCGCAGGGCCUCCUAGCACAGGAAAAACAGCUAUCGCAAUGGGUAUGGCCCAAUCGCUCGGGUCAGAUGUUCCUUUUACGAUGCUUGCAUCGUCUGAAAUUUUCUCCAUGGAAAUGUCAAAGACCGAAGCGCUCACGCAGGCUUUCCGGAAAUCCAUCGGUGUUCGUAUUAAGGAGGAGAGUGAAAUUAUCGAGGGUGAAGUCGUGGAGAUCCAGAUUGACCGGAGUGUGACUGGAGGCAACAAACAAGGAAAGCUCACCAUCAAAACUACCGACAUGGAGACAAUAUACGAUAUGGGAACAAAGAUGAUAGACUCGAUGACAAAGGAGAGGGUGAUGGCGGGAGAUGUCAUUUCGAUCGAUAAGUCGUCAGGCAAAAUUACAAAGCUAGGACGUUCCUACGCACGUUCCCGAGACUACGAUGCGAUGGGUGCCGAUACCAAAUUCGUCCAAUGCCCCGAGGGUGAACUUCAGGUUCGCAAGGAAAUCGUACACACAGUGAGCCUUCAUGAAAUUGAUGUUAUCAACUCGCGAUCCCAAGGCUUCCUGGCCCUCUUUUCGGGGGAUACGGGCGAGAUCAGGAGCGAAGUUCGGGAUCAGAUCAACACCAAGGUUGCCGAAUGGAAGGAAGAAGGCAAGGCAGAAAUUAUUCCGGGAGUCUUGUUUAUUGAUGAAGUACACAUGCUUGACAUUGAGUGCUUCUCGUACAUCAACCGUGCAUUGGAGGCUGAGCUUGCCCCCAUUGUUAUCAUGGCCAGCAACCGCGGGCACGCUAAAAUCCGUGGGACGACAUACAACUCUCCUCACGGUCUCCCUCUAGAUUUCCUCGACCGCGUUGUUAUCGUCAGCACGCAACCUUACUCGGCCGAUGAAAUCAGACAGAUUUUGGCUAUCCGGGCGCAGGAGGAAGAGAUCGACCUUUCGCCAGACGCUCUGGCUCUUCUGACUAAAAUCGGCCAGGAGUCCAACCUCAGAUAUGCCAGUAAUAUCAUCACCACCUCCCACCUUCUGAGCCAGAAGCGCAAGGCCAAGGAAGUUAGCAUCGACGAUAUCCAGCGCAGCUUCAAAUUGUUCUAUGACCCCAUUCGGAGCGCAAAGUUUGUUAAUGCUUACGAGCAACGCUUCAUCGGUGACCAAGGAACUGUGAAUUUCUCUGCUCCCACCAACGGUGAUGCCAUGGAGAUUUCUUAG